Molecule: messenger RNA, 5698 nt
Organism: Suricata suricatta (meerkat)
Lineage: Eukaryota; Metazoa; Chordata; Mammalia; Carnivora; Herpestidae
Gene: SYNM
Product: synemin
Exons: 5
Coding region: 1-3039 (1012 amino acids)
Biological process (GO): intermediate filament cytoskeleton organization; fast-twitch skeletal muscle fiber contraction
Cellular component (GO): intermediate filament; sarcolemma; neurofilament cytoskeleton
Molecular function (GO): vinculin binding; intermediate filament binding; structural constituent of cytoskeleton
Source: RefSeq, a predicted model, not a curated record
AUGGCCUUUAAGUCCCGUCCGGCUCCAGCCGUCAAGAUCCUGAGUGACUGUGACAUUCACAAGCUCUUCCUGUCUUCGUCUAGAGUGAUUGCCUGCCUGGAGGAUGAGAAGGCUGCGCUCACCUUGGCCAUGGCCGACCGGCUGCGGGACUGUCAGGAUCUCGUGCAGGUGAAGAAUGGCCUCAGCCUGGAGGUGGCCACCUAUCGAGCCUUACUGGAAGGAGAAAGCAACCCGGAGAUACUGAUCUUGACCGAGCGCAUUGAAAACGUGCCACAAGAGUUCAGAAGCGCCUAUCAGUACGGCAGCACGGUGUUGCAGAGGGAGAAUGAGAGAAACCUGCUGUCCAGGCGGAAAGCACCUCUGGCGGGCUCCAGCCACAGCCUGGCGUGGCGCGCGGACCUGUCGGCACAGCCCAGAGCCCGGCCCGCUGUCACACGUGCUGCGGGCAGUGGCCUCCUCGGCUCGAGGUCUUCCUCCCUAACCACUACCCGGUGGGAGAAGACAGACGGCAAAACUGCCGACUCUCAUGAGAAAACCGCCAGCAGCCAAGUCAGCAUCAGAACUUUCUCUCCAACGCCCAGUCUUUUAAGGGAGACUGAGGCUCCAGCAAAAACAUUCCCUGAAAGAUCUAGAACCGCAGGUACGAAGGCCGCCUCUGUGAACGUAGCCAGAGAGCCCGCCGUUGCCCCAAAGCCCUAUCGGGACAGUGCUUCGGAAAGCACGUGGUCAAGUGAGAGAGCCGUCCUGGUGGAACGGAAGUCAGAGGCUAAUGCCGCGAGAGAGCAGGAGAGGAGCAGGCCGGUCCCCAUCCAAACUAAGUGGGAAGAGAAGAUGUUUGAUUCCAAAGAGAAGGCUUCCGAGGAGAGGAAUCUAAGGUGGGAAGAGCUGACAAAGUUAGAUAAAGAAGCAAGAAAGAGAGAAAGCCAGCAGAUGAGGGAAAAGGAGAGAGGGAAGGAGUCGGGGAAGGAGAAGAGUGUCCGAGAAAGAGAGGUGCCGAUCAGCCUGGAAGUCUCCCAGGACAGCACACGGGGGGUGGCCCCGAGAGGUUUGCAGACACCCCUCCAGGGCGAUGCUCGUGAUGGUGCAGGCCGAGGCGUGGAAAGGAGGGAGGCCAGGUUCAGGCUGGGCCCCGGCGACACUGCCAGCUCCCCGAAGGGCGACUCCACGACCGAAACCAUAGCCGAAAACAUCGUCUCCAGUAUCCUGAAGCAAUUUACCCAGUCUCCAGAUACAGAGGCGUCCGCUAAUUCUUUUCCGGACACGAAGGUCACUUACAUGGACAGGAAGGAGCUUCCCGGAGACGGGAAAACAAAGACUGAGAUAGUCGUGGAGUCGAAAUUGACGGAAGAGGUGGAUAUUUCAGACGAGGCCGGCCUGGACUACCUUCUGAGCAAGGAUGUUAAGGAGGUGGACCUGAAAGGAAAAUCGACCGAGCGGAUGAUAGGAGACAUAAUCAACCUGGGUCUGAAAGGAAGGGAGGGGAGGGCAAGGGUGGUCAACGUGGAGAUCAUCGAGGAGCCCGUGAGCUACGUGGCUGGCGAGAAGGCAGAUGAGUUUUCUACCCCCUUCGAAGUGGAGGAGGUUGAGGAUGUGUCUCCGGGCUCCAAGGGGCUGGUCGAGGAGGAAGGUUAUGUAGAAACAGAGAUCACGCUCUCAGGUAAUCAGCAUAAAAAGACCAGGCGGCCCCAAGAGAACGUAACUCAUGUUGAAGAAGUAAUGGAGGCGGGCGACGCGGAGGGAGAGCAGAGUUAUUUUGUGUCGACGCCAGAUGAGCACCCUGGUGGGCAGGACAGAGACGAAGGCUCCGUGUAUGGGCAGAUCCACAUUGAGGAAGAGUCCACCAUCAGGUACUCUUGGCAAGACGAGAUCGUGCCGGGGACUCGGAGAAGAGCAAAGACGGAGGGUGGGCUGGGAGAGAAGGUGGUGAAGCUGCUGGACGUUUCAGAACCUUCUGUGGAGGAAGGUGUGGGUUCUUCUCACUGGGAAGAGCAAGCUAGAAGUGGUGAAUUUCAUGCUGAACCCACAGUCAUUGAGAAGGAGAUUAAGAUCCCACACGAGUUCCACACGUCCAUUAAGGGGGCCUUCAAGGAGCCCAGACACCAGCUGGUGGAGGUUAUUGGGCAGCUGGAAGAGAGCCUUCCGGAGCGCAUGAAGGCAGAGCUGUCGGCCCUCACCACGGAGGGCCAGGGUGGCCCGGAGAACGUUUCAGUCGAUGUGAAGAAAGUCCACACCUCCGGGGGUAGAUCGGUGACCUUGGUUGCCGAAGUCAACCUCUCGAGAACUGUGGAUGCCAACCAGUUAGACCUGGAGGAGCUGAGCAAAGAUGAAGCUAGUGAAAUCGAGAAAACCGUGGAGUCGGUGGUCCGAGACAGUUUGGCCAGGCAGCACAGCCCCGCGCCUGGCAGCCCAGACAGGGAGACCGCAGAGGACGCCCCGGCUGCCGGCUUUCGCUUCAAGCGCUGGGCCACCCAGGAACUGUACCGCCCCGGGGGUGAGGAGGGUGAUGCUCAGAGCACGCAGCAGGUCACUUCCCCAGGUCCAGUGUCAGCCACCGUGGAAGUCACCAGCCCGAGGGGCUUCACCCAGUCACAUGUGGUGGAGGAUGUGAGCCGGUCUGUCAGGCGUGUUACAGUGGCCCCCACUGGGAUUUGGAGGACUGAGCAAGUCUCCCGAGAAGGACCCACCGCAGAAGUGGUGGAGAUGGACAUGAGUAACGUGGAGGCGAACCCCCGCUGGACGCAAGAGACCACAGUCUUCUUCCCCGCAGGGACGGAAGCCGCGGCAUGUGGCGCCCCUGACCAUGGUGCCUGGAGAGACGGGGGCAGUGGGGAUGCCUGGGUGACCAGCGUGAGCUUUCAGGGCUCUUCUGGGGACGGACACCAGGUCCCCGGGGAGAAGAGCAAGGCGCAGACCGAGUUUGACAAGACGGUGCAGCUACAGAGGAUGGUAGACCAGAGGUCGGUGAUUUCGGAUGAAAAGAAAGUUGCCCUCCUCUAUCUAGACAAUCAGGAGGAGGAGAACGAGGGCCACUGGUUUUGAUAAGCAAAUACUUUGUGCUCAGUGGCGUCUGAUUGGUAACAUGGUAGCAACAAGGCCUUUACUUCUUGGAAGGAGGGAGGCUCAGUCUUUAGGAGGACCCCCCCCUUUCAUACUUUCUCCAAAGAGCCCCCCCCCAGGCAAAAUCAGCUUACUUUACCAUCUGUAAAGGUGUCAGAUUGAUUCAUGCCUUUGAAGGCAUUGGAAUUUUACUUUUGAGUUGGAACUUUGACAAAAAUAUUUUUUUUAUCUUUUUUGGUCUUAAAAGUUCCUUUAUUCUGGAGUUUUCUCUCCCUGCUGGAGACAGUUUUGACCAAUUUUGCUCCUGGUCACGGAAAUGCCUCGCAUCUGUUUGACAUUAUAAUCAACUCUUUAUAGGGAAGAGGUCUAAAAGGUAACAAUAUAGUAAGAUGCCUAUAUGAUAACAAGAUUAAAGUAAUAUAUUUAAGAGAAAAUCUUAUUUGCAUGUGCUAAUAUGAAAUAAUCAACUAAUAUUUAAAAGGAAAAAUGUAUGCAUUUGUCACUUUUCCAAGUCUUCUCAAAAAGAAAGCCUACGAAAGAAGCAGAUUGCUUCCAUAAAAAAUAAAAAUUAAAAAAUCCUAAAUGAUUCUAUCUUUAGGAAAAAGUUAAAUUCACUUUAAGACUUGAAUGGAUUGCUUUCUAUGUGCAGCACUUUAAAAAAUAUAUAGGAUUUUUAUUUAUGGAGAGGACAGCUUCAGCCUGUUCGGUAUUCCAAGUCAGCACACUUGCUACCUUUGUGCAAGUUCAGGCCAGUGUGUAGGGGAAGUGACUGUUGGGAAUAGGUUAUUGUUUCCUUUUUGCAGCACUAGGUUGUUAAGUAGCAACAGCUUAAAUAUUCUGGUCUGUUACAGCCUAAGCUCUGCUCCCAUCAGAGUGUUAAGCUUCUCUGCACCUUAGCCUGUAGCACUGUCUACAAGUUUCAUUUUACUGGCGGGAGGCGGACCCUGAAGACAGUAAAGUGAAUGCCGAUGCUCAGGCCAGGGCCUGGCUUGCCAGAUGGUCCUGUGCGGCGACACUGGAGGCAUCGGGUGGACAGGGCCUCACAGAGAAGCCCUUUCAACGGACCGCUAAAGGGGCCGGGGUCUGGGCGAUGCAAAAUGAUGACCAACCUGGAGGAAGUUUUUGCAGUUUCAACAGAAAUCAUUACAGUUGGGUGUUUUGCCCGGGGGAGAGAAUACUAACGUUAUGUAGGAUGACUUGGGGAAGAGGCUGUCUCUCUGGCUGCUCUCCCAGGAGGGCCCCGGAAGGAAGGCAAAGGCCCUCCCCUCACGGGCCCCGGGGCACUGACCUGCAAGUACACACGAACAAGUUUAAGAUACUAGAAAGAGUGAGUGUGCUUUCCUGGGUUUGUUUUAUCUUAUAUAACGGUAUUGCGUUUAAGGCUUCCACCUUUAAAGGCAUAGCAUCACACGGACAUGACCUCUCCAGCAGCACGGUCUCAUCUUAAGCCAAAUUAGUUGCUUGCACGUAACAUUGUUUCUGUUUAGACUGUACUUCGGUUAACAGAAUCCUAGAACUGCCAGUAGUGCUGAGGAAUAAUGGCUGAAGGUCAUGCCACCCUCUAGUGGGUCAUGAUGAUGGGGGUGGUGGUUGUGGCAUGGGGGUCUUCCCUCCGGGGGUGGGGGAUGGCACACAGUGGCUCUCAGCUCCCAGAAAUGGCUACAGCAGGUAGUUUAGGGGGCGUGCAUUUUCUUAAUAAGUGGAGGAGAAAUGCAGCACAGCUUUCGGGAUGAUCUAUUUUACAAACACUGUGAAUCGGGGUAUAGAAAAAGUCGAACUGCAAGUUUAAACCUUUUGUUACCUUCCAAAUGAGCUAGUGAUUCUCACAGACUGGCACAGAGGUGAUGACUUUGCAAACACAGCCUCCCCGUUUCUAAUAGAGUCAGGGAUGGGCUGAUUUUAGGUGACCUGUCAUCGGUAAUGGUAUUUGUAGAAGUGGUUUAUUGCUCAGCGUGACAGCCUACUGUUUUGAUGGCCAGACAGUCUGAGGACGGGGGUCUGUUAUGUGAGUCUGGGGGGGCUUGCUUUAAUGCCCCUCUCCUGCCUUGUGAUCUUGUAAAUGAGUGCUAACGUGGACAGAUUAUUAAUAUCAUGACCCACCUCUCUUUGGAAAAUAUCUUAGGUUUUAAUUUAUAUUUCCAUGUUAGAACACAGAACUUUAAGAAGCAUCGGGCCAAGAGUACUUAGCAAUAUGGACCCCUGAGCUGUCUUUGGCUAGUCAGUCUCCGAAUCACCCAGGAGCAAGGCAUGCCCUCCACACUGUGAAGGUCACCUCAGAGUUCUGUGUCCUUUCAAACCAGUCGUUCUGGAAACCAUAGAAAUCAACUUCGUGGGUCGGGACAGAACCAAUGUUUGCUGUUGUGCAGACGAAACAGUAUUAAUGGAAUGUUUUUCACCUUCCCACUGGUUGUUUUGAUACUGUUUGUUUCAAAUGUAUUAUUUAGAACGGAAUCAUUUACAAAGCUCAUCUUUCUAAGCUCCUGUUCCCUAGGAAGGGAAAUGUCACAAGAAUGUAUAAAAAUAAAAAAAUGUUAAGAAAAAAAAAGCCCUCCCCAUUGUUCCUAAAGAGAAUGACUCUUUGCCAGUAGGUGUUUUUGUGGUUUCUAUUUAAGCUCUUAUUAAAACAUCUAUGUGUUUUACA